AAGAUUUGUCUUUGCGCAUCGAAUCUUUGCAAGUAAGAGACAGUGGGCACUACCAGUGUGAAGCCACAAAUCUGGGAGGAACAGCCUAUUUUACCUACAAUGUUGAUGUGUCCGAUCCUGAUGUUGUAUCUACUGCAAGUUUACCAAGUUACCGCCUCUUUAUUGGCAUCGUUGUUGGAAGUGGUGUUGUUGGAAUCGUUCUUCUUGCUGUGGCAUGUUAUUGUAUCUGGAAAAAAGUCCGUGCAUAUCGUUUUGCCAAAAAUUCUGCAAAAAUUCCCUUCUCCUCCCGCCGGCUGAUCCCUAGAUCUGUGGUGGGCGACAGGCAUGUGGCUGGUGGUGGUAUACCCGUAACCAACUCCAUUGUUACUACCCACGCCACUAUGACCACCCACGACGAUUCCACCAUAGCUGAAGACAUGUUGCCCGCCGACUGGGACCCGAGAUGGGAGCGCCGACGAGAAGACCUAUCGAAUUUCAGUCUGGAUUUACCCAUUGGCCAGGGGACCUUUGGAAAGGUCUAUAAGGCCACAAUCAGCAAUCGCCGGCGUGAAGGAAGAGUGACUGAAGAUGUAGCCGUCAAAAUGACAACAACGAAAAAAACUGCGGCGGAAUUCGCGUUACUUAAUGAGUUUUACAUUAUGAGGAAGGCUGGAUUUCAUCGAAAUAUAAUUAAGGUUUUAGGCUGCUGCGUAAAAGGCGGGCCCUUCCUUCUUAUUUUUGAAUACGCACCGUUUGGAAAUCUCCGGGAUUUCCUAAGGAAGGAGCACGAGCGUAGCAAGAAUGAUCAUGAACAGCCAACUGGAUUGCGCUCAAUUACACAACGAGAUUUGGGACGCUUUGCCAUGGAUUUAGCGGGAGGCAUGAACUUUCUAGUUUCGAAACAAAUUAUUCACCGUGAUUUGGCUGCAAGAAAUAUUCUUGUUGGCCUAAAUCGUACAAUGAAAAUUGCCGAUUUUGGAUUAGCCCGAAACAUCACUAAUCUUCAAAAUUACGAGCAAAAAUCAGAGGAUCCGGUACCUUUCAGAUGGUUGGCUUUAGAGGUUCUGUUAACAAAUCAGUACACCCACCAGAGCGACAUGCACGUAACAUCAAGCAAUACGCCGUAAGGUUAGGACAUACACUGUAGACAUGUUCUCCCAUGCAGAUGGUCAUUUGGAGUUCUUUUAUGGGAAAUAAUGACGUAUGGUGACCAACCGUAUCCGGAUCUUGAUGGCUAUUGGCCAACUCGUUCCUUUUUGGAGUCCGGCCGCCGAAUGGAUGC
Molecule: messenger RNA, 1261 nt
Organism: Paramacrobiotus metropolitanus
Lineage: Eukaryota; Metazoa; Tardigrada; Eutardigrada; Parachela; Macrobiotidae
Product: fibroblast growth factor receptor 2-like
Exons: 5
Coding region: 381-1106 (241 amino acids)
Biological process (GO): protein phosphorylation; positive regulation of kinase activity; cell surface receptor protein tyrosine kinase signaling pathway
Cellular component (GO): signaling receptor complex
Molecular function (GO): ATP binding; transmembrane receptor protein tyrosine kinase activity
Source: RefSeq, a predicted model, not a curated record